AAUAUAAAUAUGCAAAAGUCAGAUGAAGUCACUGAAAAGUUCAAACGAUAUUGUAAUCAACUGGAAAAAUACGGCCAAACUGAAAAUGUGCAUUCUCCAGUGAUGGCGAUGUUGCGCAGAAAAGGCCGAAAACAGCUCAUUGAGAUUAUGAAACGCGACGGGGACUGUACAAGUUCAAUCAAUAAAUUGUGGAUUGUUGGAUAUUAUCACCCUUUCCAGUUUUUUAUUCGAGAUAAGGAGAAAAACAUGGCAAUAGCCGUGUUGCUGACAAUGUUCUGUGGAGAGCUUCAAGAAAUGCUUUCGCUUCCCGAUGACAAAUACCCAGCAUUGUGGAACAUGUACAUUGGAGAUUUUCAUCGUUAUAUGCCAGACGAAGAAAUUCAGAAAUGCUUGGCAGUUGGAUAUUAUUCAAGAGCAAUCGAUCUAGAUCCGAAUCAAGGAAGAGCUUUCCACGUUCUCGCUGGUCUCCGAGCUGACCUGAAUGUUGCACAGAAGCUGAGACUGAUGAUUUUAGGACAGCUCGCCGAUGCUCCAUAUAAAAAAGGCACUGAACUCUUGGAAUAUUUGAAAUUUCCACAAAAAGAAUCCACUGAUAAAUUGAUGGUAGAUUUUGUCAUUUGGGCAUUGAACGAGAAAUCAAAACGAAUGGAUUAUCAGAUGACUGGAAUCAAAAUAGUAAACGAGUUUAAAGCAGAAAUCGAACAGAAACUCGAAUUCGAUUGGUCUCUGAUCAUGUCAACGUGUCGUUUAGCAUCUAAAUUGGCAAUGAAGAAAUUUGGAUUUCAACAAUUCUACAAUUGCUUCGACACAAUUUCAACGCUGUAUAUUACAAUUUAUUCACGUACGAUUUCAUCCAAAUGCCUUCUAGCUGAAGCUAUCUCAUGGAUUUCCGAUUCAGCCGAAAUACUCGGACACUUGGAUGAGCAGAAAAAUGAGCCACAUUUCCAGAAGCUAUCGGUUUUCGCCAAAACGAAAUGGAACGAGCUCAACGACUUGGUUAUGAAUCAUAUCAAUUCCGUAUUCACAUCCAUGUCACUCACAAUCAAUCCAUCUAUUUCUAUGACCAGCUUUCUGCUGAAUGGUCCAAUAUCCGAACCCAAUGUUGAAUUUUUGAGUCAAUUAAUCAAUUAUCUGGUUUCCGUCGAAUUCCCACCAAUGGAGAUAAUCCACGAUAGAGAAGAAUCGGGUCCAUUGCUACGACGAAUUAAUCAAUCGGAACAAAAACGUUUGGAUAUUCAAAUAAAGACACAAAAUGAUGAAGUUAACCGGGAGGAUUGGAGACCUGUUUAUGUAUUGAUGGAUUAUGACGUCAUAGUUGACAAAAUAAGAAUUGCUCUAAAAAUUUGGGAUAUCGAUGAUUUCAUCUGCAUUUUGCCAUCAACAGUGCUUGAUGAACUUGAUUAUCAGAAAACGAAGAAUCGAGCAGUUCGUCCAGUAAUUCGGGCAUUAAUGGAGCUUCAAGCAGAGGGAAAAAUUGUGCUAAAGAAAUGUGAUAACGAGAGAAGCUGCGCGGAGCAAUUGGUUCAAAGUGCACGAAGAUCUGCAGAAGAUCACAAGCAUAUUGUCGCUUUUCUGUGCAAAAACCCGAGUGAACAGAAAGAAAUGGAAGGAGUUACUUUUUACGAUAUCGAUCAGUUCUACAUGAAGUAUUUGGAGUGAUGAAAAGAAAGGGCUCUACACUGAAAAAUCUCACGAUGGCUGGAAUUGGAACCGCUUAAAAUCAUUGAGAUCAUAUUCUUCGGAUUUAUUUUUGAUUUAUUUUACUGGAUUCAAUUAUUUGACAAUUUUUUGGUAAUAAAAUUUUCUAAUUAAC
Messenger RNA from Caenorhabditis elegans, 1813 nucleotides. It is a transcript of the gene smg-5, whose product is annotated as PIN domain-containing protein. Lineage: Eukaryota; Metazoa; Nematoda; Chromadorea; Rhabditida; Rhabditidae. The record is from RefSeq and is marked reviewed.